Molecule: messenger RNA, 1746 nt
Organism: Galleria mellonella (greater wax moth)
Lineage: Eukaryota; Metazoa; Arthropoda; Insecta; Lepidoptera; Pyralidae
Product: serine/threonine-protein kinase PRP4 homolog
Exons: 1
Coding region: 259-1365 (368 amino acids)
Biological process (GO): peptidyl-threonine phosphorylation; peptidyl-serine phosphorylation
Molecular function (GO): ATP binding; protein serine/threonine kinase activity
Source: RefSeq, a predicted model, not a curated record
CCAAAAAAAGACGACACUCAUAAAAAAGUGGAUAACGAAAAUAUUGUAAACACAUCUUGUGACCUUAUAGAUUCAGAAAAUGAAGAAACCAUCAUAGAACAAAGUAGAAAACAUCGCAGACAAAUUUUGGAAAAAUUUGUUACAUCGUCACACGAUGACAAAUGUGAAAGUGCCAAAAAAGACGAAAAUAUUGUCGAAAGCGCCAGUGGCAAUGAUAAAAUUGUUAAUCGAAUACAGUCACCUCGAAUAAAGAGAGAUAUGUUUUCGGAGGACGACGAUUUCGCCCCAAUUAAUGUUUCUGAACACGUGACACAAGACAAUGAAUACAAUCCACAAUUGAUCGACAACUGGGACGAUUCAGAAGGAUAUUAUAACACGCGUGUUGGAAACAUUAUUGACAGUAGAUAUACAAUAAAACGUAUAUUAGGUCAAGGUGUAUUUGCAAGCGUCGUACGUGCACGCGAUAAUAAAAAUGGCAACGAAGAUGUUGCUAUAAAAAUAAUAAGAAAUAACGAUCUCACUUAUAAAAGUGGUCUAAAAGAAUCGUCAUUUUUAAAAGAAAUCAACGACGCAGAUAUAAAUAAUAGAUAUCAUUGUGUGAAGUUUAUUAGGCAAUUUAUGCACAAAGGACAUCUUUGUUUAGUGUUGGAAUCUUUACACAUGGACAUGCGAGGUGUUAUAAAAAAAUACGGCAAAUAUGGUCUCGAUAUGAAAGUGUUGAUGAUCUACAGUAGCCAACUAAUGUUAGCUUUGCAACUUUUAGAGAAACUUGGUAUUAUACAUGCGGAUAUAAAACCAGACAACAUACUUGUGAACGAAAAGAAAAAUACUUUAAAAUUGUCCGACUUUGGUUCAGCAUCAAAAGUAGAAGAUAAUGACGCCACGCCAUAUCUGGUGUCCAGAUUUUAUAGGGCGCCGGAAAUAAUUUUAGGAAUACCGUACAAACAUGGCGUGGAUAUCUGGUCAGCCGCAUGUACUGUUUUCGAAAUGGCAACUGGAAAAAUAUUAUUUACUGGAAACUCUAAUAAUGAAAUGUUGAAAUGUUUUAUGGACUACAAAGGUGAAUUUUCAGCUAAAUUGAUAAGAAAUGGUAAAUUUAAAAAUCAACAUUUCAACUACAAUAAUAAUUUUCUUCUUCAUAAAAAAGACGAAUUGACCGGUAGGGAAAGAGUAAUUGAAAUACGUAACACUCGUGCCACUAAAGAUUUAUACAGUGCACUUAAAAAAUCGGCAAAUUAUUUAAGUUCACAAGAUGAUAGGAAAUUGCGCCAACUGAAAGAUUUCUUAGAGAGGCUUUUAGUAUACGAUGCGCAUCAGAGGAUGUCUAUUUUGGAUUGCCUGAAACAUCCUUUCAUUCAAAAAUAAUUAGGUAAAUGUUAUAUUAAAUAAAUUGUAAUUGAAUAAAUAAUAAUUUCAUAAAAGGAGGAAACAAAAGAAGUAAAGGACUAUAGGUUCAAUUUAUAAUAUGGGUCGAAGAGAUUCUGUUUAAGCAAUAUUAUAUGCUUCAACAUGUCCAAAUCUCAUUUUUAUAUUCAAUUCAAUCGCUCAUAAUUCAUUCCCAAUAGGUAGGUCUCAGUUUCUUUUGGUCUAUGAUCUGGUAAAGAAUGUAACUAGGAUUGUCGUUGAUUCGUUCUCUUCCUUUCUCGCUUGGCUAAUCGAGUGUAUCUCUGCGAUUAAAUGUAAAUUAUUCUAUGAAUUAUAAAUAUACAAUUAAUCUCUGAUAUUGUUCGAUCGAGUGCACAAAUA